Molecule: messenger RNA, 1315 nt
Organism: Phalaenopsis equestris
Lineage: Eukaryota; Viridiplantae; Streptophyta; Magnoliopsida; Asparagales; Orchidaceae
Product: rhodanese-like domain-containing protein 6
Exons: 4
Source: RefSeq, a predicted model, not a curated record
AUUGGAGCUUGGGAUUCCUCAAAGUCUAGUCUAAAUUUCUGUGGAAUCUGGCAGUUAUUUGGAGGAAUCCAGAGAUAUAUGGAGCAAUUUCCUGAUGGUGGUUAUUUUAAAGGAAAAAAUUUUGUCUUUGAUCACAGGAUUUCUGUUGGAAGUCGGGACAAGGAUGUGCUUGGAACUUGUCUUAUAUGCCAUUCUCCCUUUGACGAUUAUUCAUCUCGUUGUCGCUGUUCUUACUGCAGAAUGUUAAUUUUGGUGUGCGAUAUUUGCCAGGGCAAUUAUAGAGGGAGAUACAUAUGUGAGCUGUGCCAGAAACACUUUAAUGAUGAAAAGCCCAUGCCUCUCGUGCUAUACAACCAGUUGGAUUGGGAACUCCCUCACGAAUCAUUUGAUGUCAUCAAGACUGAAGCAGAAACUCUGCUUAAUAGUAGUCCAAACCCCUAUAGUGAUCUCUCUAUUAGAUCAGUUUCUGAUCGCAGCAGGAAGCUAAGAAUACUGUGUUUGCAUGGGUUCCGACAGAAUGCUUCAAGUUUUAAAGGAAGAACAUCAUCACUGGCCAAAAAGCUCAAGAAUAUCACCGAGUUCAUCUUCGUUGAUGCUCCCCAUGAACUGCCAUUUAUUUAUCAACCAGCAGAAUUAUUAUCCCAACAAGUUUCUCCUGCACCCUCAGAGAACUGCAAGAGAAGAUUUGCAUGGCUCGUCUCUCCAAAUUCAAACUCAUCUGAUGAAAGCAGCUGGAGAAUAGAAGAACAACAAUUUGAUCCUUUUCAGUAUAAAACGCAAACUGAAGGAUUUGAAUUGUCAUAUUCUUACCUUGAAGGCCUGAUCUUAAAAAAUGGUCCCUUUGAUGGAAUCCUUGGAUUCUCUCAGGGCGCAGCUAUGGCUGCUUUGUUUUUCGAGAAGCAGCAAAGAAGCGGCGGAGUAUCCGAUCUCCGAUUUGCUUUCUUGUGCUCUGGGUUUUCUACUGUUUCUAGCAAAUCGGUGCCGGUCAACGGAUUUAUAAAGUUGCCAUCUCUGCAUGUUUUUGGUGAUGGAGGAAAGGAUAGGCAGAUUAACGUUGAAGCUAGCAGGGAGCUUGCUGAGCUGUUUGAUAAGAAUAGUUCAGUAAUCGUGGAGCAUGAUAUGGGUCAUAUUAUUCCUACCAGAUCACCUUAUAUUGAUCAAAUAAAGGCAUUUCUCAUGUCUUUUCAGUGAUUUACUGUUUAAAUUUACUAAUGCCGUAUAAUUUUGUUUUUAUUGUCGUUGUUGGAAUUUUUACUAAACCUGUAACAUUUAGAUUUGUCAUGUUUGUUGAAUGUAUCAUAGAUUGGUAUUUGAA